Mandrillus leucophaeus (drill) is the source of this 585-nucleotide messenger RNA. RefSeq names its product transmembrane protein 105 (gene TMEM105). The transcript is spliced from 3 exons. The record is from RefSeq and is a predicted model, not a curated record. The coding region runs from base 1 to 585 and encodes 194 amino acids. Lineage: Eukaryota; Metazoa; Chordata; Mammalia; Primates; Cercopithecidae.
AUGGCGCUCACCUCUGGGUCAGGUGGAGGCAGCGAGAGGCUCCUUCCUGGGUACUGCCAGGAUACCCUGCACUUCCUCUGGCAGCCUGAGUGUGGGAAAUGGCAGCGGCCCCGUCUGGCGUUCCCAGGCCACCCCAGUGCUGGGGGAGUUGCAGGUGGUGGGGUCACCUUGGAGGGGGUACAGCCCGUUCACAUCGGCUCUGCUUCCCUCUCUCCCCACCCCCACGGGCUGGCUUGGCUGAGCCCGACGCUUCUCAAGGUGAGGGGGGCGUCCUUGAAGGCUCUGGACGCCCCACACCAAGGAGCUUUCAGGGCAGGAAAUGUGAUCGGGCAGCUGAUUUAUCUCCUUACCUGGUCUUUGUUCACAGCCUGGCUCCGGCCCCUCACCCUGCUGCAGGGCCCGAGGACGUCUCCCCAGGGGUCCCCACCUCGGCCUCCUUGGGGGGACUAUGCUGAGCCCAGCUGCCUCUGUGAGAUGAAGAUAAGAAGAAGACAUGAAGGGCCUGCCUGGGGGCAGUCUGGCUUUCUCGCAGAGGGGCUGCACCUGGCUCCCUCCUCCCUCUCACCAGCAGCCUGCGGGUGGUGA